AAGAAAGUGUUUGCAAAUAAAUAUGUGAAAUCAUCGAUUGGAAUUUAUCAUGAGCAAUUGUUACUGGGGAACCUUUUAAAAAAUCUCUGAUAAAAAGAGAUCUCGUAUGAAAAUCUCUGCUUUGAUCUACUUAGUAAAAUAUGGCGGCGGCAGCAGCUAGUGGUUGGUUACUAAAUUUUUCUUCAACAUACAUAAGGCAUGUGACAUGCCUUAAUUUUUGUCCCGUUGGCUUUUUACAAGCACGAAAUUAUGCUGCUAGAAAAGGUACAAGAGAAAAAGCGAGGAAGAAAAAGAUCAAAGUGGUUGUUGAAAAAGUCGGUUUUAUACCACACAACCGGAGAAAAACACGAAUUGCAGCUAAAAGAAACAAGUUGAACAAGGAGAAUAUUAUAUUGGAUGAUAGUAAAAAACCAGAUCCAAUAGAUAAUGUCUGGAUUGGGCAAUUUCAUAAAUGGAAAAUUUAUUCAUUAGAAGAAGCAAUACAGAAUCAUCGUGAAACACAUCAUCCUACUAUGUACAAUUUACCAAAUGCACCUAUAAAAGCAUUUAUAGAAUUGGACAUGCAGGGUACAAAAAAGACAAAAUUUGUUGAUGCUUUCUCGAAAAUAGCAUGUUUGCCACAUUCAUUUGAUCAUGGUCAAUCCAGAAAAAUAUUGGCAUUUUGUAAGACGCCUGAAGUGCAGGAAAUAGCAAGAGCAGCUGGAGCUCAGUGUGCUGGUGGUAAAGAAUUAAUAAAACAGAUUCAGAACGGAGAAUUUGCACUGAAAGAAUAUGAUAUUAUCGUGUCAGAGCCAAGCAUCUUACCUGAUCUGUUGCUAAUUAGAGGGCUGAUGAGAAAGAAGUUUCCCGGCACUAAAUUGGGUACUCUAAGUUCUGAUAUGAAUAUGCUUGUAACGAAAUUUUUAACCGGAAUAAAAUAUACAGCAAAGCCACAUGAUUUCCUAAAAUCUUAUGGCACUAUUGAUGUUACAUUUGGAAUGCUCGAUAUGGAUACAAAGCAGUUGGAGGAGAAUUUUGUUGCCAUUAUUAAGGAUGUUAAUACUGCAAAGCCACGUCGACCAGAACCUUUUAUCACAAGAAUUCGUAUUUCGUGUGCGCCAGCAACAGAAAUGUUUAAAGUUGACUUUGAGCAAUAUCUAUCUAAAGAUAAUACGUUUAAAAAAGGAGAAGAAGAAGAAGAAGACGAAAGCGAAAAUGAAAAGCCGGAUGCUGUUAUUGCAUCUCAUUAAUUUUGUUUAUAGGGUGCAACGAACGAGGAGAAAGAAAGGGAGAGAGAGAGAGAGAGUAAGAGACAGCGAUUUCAAGUUUUCUUCUCACCGUCUACCGCUCCGAUUGCCUCCUUCGUAGACAUGCCCCUGCUUGACGGCCAACAAUUGCGGCAUUAGGUGACAUACAGGCGCACACGUGCACCAGUCAUG
Messenger RNA from Formica exsecta, 1418 nucleotides. It is a transcript of the gene mRpL1, whose product is annotated as 50S ribosomal protein L1. The record is from RefSeq and is a predicted model, not a curated record. Bases 141 to 1229 code for a protein of 362 amino acids. NCBI's taxonomy places the organism in Eukaryota, Metazoa, Arthropoda, Insecta, Hymenoptera, Formicidae. The transcript is spliced from 9 exons.